Messenger RNA from Puntigrus tetrazona (Sumatra barb), 2163 nucleotides. Its product is annotated as solute carrier family 22 member 7-like. The record is from RefSeq and is a predicted model, not a curated record. NCBI's taxonomy places the organism in Eukaryota, Metazoa, Chordata, Actinopteri, Cypriniformes, Cyprinidae. Gene Ontology annotation, cellular component: membrane. Bases 32 to 1681 code for a protein of 549 amino acids. Gene Ontology annotation, molecular function: transmembrane transporter activity. Gene Ontology annotation, biological process: transmembrane transport. The transcript has 10 exons.
AUAAAAGCUCACCACGUAAACCAGAGAUUAUAUGAAGACACAGAGGAAAGUCUGUGAAUCAACAAAAAGCAUGAAGUUCGAAGAUCUAAUUACGGAGAUCAAUGGCUUUGGCAGGUUCCAGAAGAUGAUGCUUUGCAUCAGUUUUGUAGGAAGAUUCACUAUGCCGUAUCACAUUCUAUUAAGCAACUUUAUCGCUGCAAUACCAUCUCACCACUGUGAUAUUAGUUCUCUGGAUGCAGAGGGAAUCUUUGGGAAUCUGACUCAGGAGGAGAAACUGACUGUCAGUAUUCCAACUCAAGAUGAUGGGACUCCUGCUUCUUGUCACAUGUUCUCUUAUCCUCAGUUUCAUCUGUUGACAAACUCCUCCAGCAGCUCAGAACUUCCAGUAGUCCAGUGCCAGAAUGGAUGGGAGUAUGACAACAGCACAUUUAUCAGCACUCUCGCCACACAGUGGGAUCUGGUAUGUGAUAACAAAGGUAUGAGUAAAGCUGUGACCACCAUCUUCUUCGUUGGAGUGAUGUUUGGAGCAGCUUUUUUUGGAGGCAUGAGUGACAGAUUUGGUCGUAAGCCGAUGCUGCUGGCCUCCUAUAUAUCAGGAAUAGCUUUUACAUUGGCCAGCACCUUUUCUUCCUCCUUCAUCAUGUUUGCGGUGUUGAGAUUCUUUAGUGGAUUCACCAUCACUGGAGUCAUUACUGUUUCAACUGUGCUCAAUGUGGAGUGGGUGGACAUUCAACACAGGAGGCUUGUAUGUAUAAUUGACAGUUUGGCAUGGGCUUUUGGGAGCACCUCUUUGUCUCUUUUUGCAUUCUUUAUCAGAGACUGGAGAUGGCUGACGGUGGCCAUCACAUCACCUUUACUACUAUCCACUGUCCUCUGGUGGUGGGUUCCAGAGUCGGCUCGGUGGCUGAUAGCCAAUGGGAGGACAGAAAAAGCUCAUUAUUAUCUUCACAGAUGUGCUGUCAUGAACUGCAAGGAGGAAGUUAUAUCAAGAAUUAAGCCUGAGGCUCUCUCUAUAAUAGUUACAGAUGAAAGAAAGAAAAAUUAUUCAUACCUGGACCUUGUCAGAACCCCUAAAAUGAGGAGAGUGGCUCUACUCACAGGAACCAUAUGGUUUUGUGUUGCCAUUAUGACCUAUGGUAUCAGCCUCAAUAUCACAGGCUUUGGAAUUAAUAUAUAUCUCACUCAGUUUGUGUAUGGAGUCAUUGAGGUUCCCUCUAAACUCAUGGUAUAUUACUUGCUGGAGAAGAUUGGCAGACGUAAAACUGAAGCAGGAGCUCAGCUGUUGGCUGGAAUCAGCCUUAUGAUUAAUAUAUUCAUACCUAAAGAUCAGUGGGUUGGUCGUACUGUGGUGGCAGUACUAGGCAAAGGUUUCUCGGUUGCUGCUUUUUGUACUAUUUUAUUAUAUAGCUCAGAGCUUUACCCGACUGUCCUCAGACAAAAUGGGAUGGGCUAUUGCUCAUUUCUGGCUCGUCUGGGAGUGUGUUUGGCUCCUCUAGUUCUGCUCUUGGACAGUUUUUGGGGACACUUCUCUCAGACCAUCCUGUGUUCUGUGGGACUCAUUGCUUCUGUGGUGGCCUGGCAGUUACCUGAAACACGAGACCAGUGUCUGCCUGAGACUAUAGAGGAUGUUGAGGGUACUAGGAAAAAUCUUAUUAAAGAUUAUGAAAAGCAGGAGGACUAGGAGAAAAUGGCAAUUAACCCAAUGAGGACCACUGAGAUCACUGUGCGUACAUUAAGUCAUAAAUUAAUGCAAAGUUGUUUAUCAUAAUGUUCAAAUCCCAGGAGAAUGUGCACAAAAAAAUUGAAAUUCCUUUAAAAUAUGUUUUAUUAGUUAUACAACUUUCUCCAAUGCCAUGUAAUAGUAACAGAUAUUUUCUAAUAAUAAAUUAAUGUGUGAAUGAAUCAAUGGAAAUUGUGAGUGCUUUUGUAAAAGAAAAAAAACAAGAAAAUCAGAAAGUAUGUGUGCAUGUUUAAGUGACUUUUGUAUUACUUCUUUUUAUUAGAUACCAGAGGCCAUUUCUGGUCAUCUGAAUACAUUUAUCAUAGUUGCUUAUGACAUUUGCAUAUAUCUGGCUAUGUGAAAAUAAAUCUCCAUACAGUUUUAUUAAUGUAUAAAAAUACUUCUGUAAGAAAUAAAAAAACACCUUUUACUUUGUGACCUAA